AUUCCGCUCUAUAUCAGGCUAUUUAUCUGGUCUCAUUUUGCAUGCUAUAUUCACGGUUCCUUUAUAAGCUGAUUCUACACCAGAUUUUAAUAAAAGAAAUCAAAAUUUUGACCUUGACGAUAACAUAAUUGUUUCAAACUAGAAGAUUCUCUGAAUUGAGAAACAUUUAUAUCGAACGGGUCAACGUGUGAUGGCCUUAGAUUUUUUUGCAGGAUGUAUCGGAGGCAUUACUGGUGUCAUUGUUGGUCAUCCUUUUGACACUGUCAAAGUAAGACUACAAACUCAAAAUCCAAUUAUCUAUAAAGGAACAUUUGAUUGUUUCGCUCAAAUAAUAAAAAAAGAAUCGUUCAUUGGUUUAUAUAAAGGUAUUGCGCCACCUCUAUGUGGCCUUACGGCUAUUAAUGCUAUUGUGUUUGGAGUUCAAGGAAAUGUCCAAAGACGUCUACCAAAACCAAACAGCUUAACAGCACAUUACCUUGCUGGCGCAGUUGCCGGAUUUUCGCAAUGCGUAAUAUGUAGCCCAAUGGAAUUAGUAAAGACUCGAUUGCAAGUCCAAGGUCAGGGUCAAUCCAGAAAGAUUAAGCAAACGCUGUACAAAAAUUCUUAUGAUUGUUUGGUAAAAAUUUUUAAGAAAGAGGGAAUUAAAGGAGUUUACAGAGGAUUCUGGUUAACUACACUUAGAGAGACACCCUCUUUUGGCGUCUAUUUUGCGUCCUACGAGAAAUUCUGUAGGAUAGGCAAUCCUUCAGAAGUAGGAACUAUGCAAUUAUUGUUAUCAGGAGGAACAGCUGGAAUGUGUUCCUGGAUUGUUACCUAUCCAUUUGACGUUAUUAAGUCUAGAGUGCAAGCUGACGUCAGAAAUGAAUAUAAAGGUCUGGUGGAUUGCUUUCGAAAAAGUAUCGCUUCCGAAGGUUGGCUUGUUUUAACAAAAGGUUUAGGAUCGACUCUGCUCAGAGCGUUUCCGGUAAACGCUACUACAUUUGCAACAGUCACAUACGUUUUUAGAUUCGCGAGUCGUCAUACUGAAUAUUUUGAUUCUGAUGAAACCAAUAUUCAAGAAUUUUUGCAGCAUUCUUCGAAUCAAACCGGCCAUUUGGCUCUCCUGACGAACUUUCCAAGUCAUCCUUGAAAGAUUGUAUACUCAUUUUAUACAUAUCCCGAAAGCUUCGUCUCAAAGUUGUGCUUAAAUCUUAGAGAUUUACUGUAAAAAGAAAUAGAAAACAAGCAACAAAAUAACUUCGUCUCCUGCAAAUCGCUUUUGAAUUUUGAACUAAUUUUGAUCUGAAUUUUGUUGAAAUUUGUUUGCGUGCAAUGAAUACAUGCAUAUAUUUUUUUGAUUAACUAUCUGAAAAAGUUUAUAACGAACGAGAUCAGAAAACGAAAAGCAAUAAAAUCAAUAAUCCUGCAAAUUAUAUGUCAGUAGAGUUCGGCGUUGAUGGAGGUGUUUCUGAAGAGUCUGGAGACAUAGUGGAAGGUGUCACAGUAGCUCGAAUGAUAUUUGGAUUCCAUAUUAGACUAUAGUAGAUAGCCAGAACGAUGGCGGCCAAAGAGACGGACAGCACAUAUGCUAAUACGGUAGCUAAUCUCACCCAUUUUUUGUUAGCCUUGGCAGACAUCUUCGCCUUAUUCUUAUCCGCUGUAUAUGUAGGGCCUUUACUGCCUGAAGUUCCGGCUUGCGCAGCCGCAGUAGGCGUUUGUCGGUAUUUUUCCUCUUUACCCAUCAAAGCAGUAAACACUGCACCGCAAAACUAUGUGCACUGCAACGGAAAUCGGAGAAACAAUAGAUGGCGCCCUACUUACAAUGCUUAUCGAUUCCUAUGAUGCCUAUAUAGUAUCGAGGUAAUUUUAUCAACUUAAAGUCACAUUUACAAAACUCAUAUCUCUUUCUGUUUUUAUAAUAAAUACAUAAAAUUUCAACAACACACUAAGUUUAUAUAAAAUAAACGUAUAGAGACAUACAUAGAUGCAUUUUUCUUUUUAUAUA
Dimorphilus gyrociliatus is the source of this 1984-nucleotide messenger RNA. NCBI's taxonomy places the organism in Eukaryota, Metazoa, Annelida, Polychaeta, Dinophilidae. The record is from the annotation of a GenBank genome assembly.